ACGCGCGCUUUUUGCGCACAUCACCUUUAUGUGAUUUAGGCUAAAUGCUAAGGUAGCCUCUGCGUUGGCCUUACACACUGCAGGUACACAAUAGACGGAAGUCACUGCCACGGUUAACGAUUCAAAACCUUCGGUCUAUACACCCAGAGGGGAAGUGCCAUUAUCCUGCGACAGCGUGUUGUUAAACGUCAAACUUUGCUAUGGGCAAAAAGUCUCGCGAAGAGGAGUCCUCAUCCUCUGAUGAGGAAGAAUAUGUUGUGGAAAAGGUGCUGGACCGGAGAGUGGUAAAAGGCAGGGUUGAAUUCUACCUGAAGUGGAAAGGAUACUCUGAUAAGCACAACACAUGGGAGCCAGAGAAGAAUCUAGACUGUCCUGAACUUAUUGCAGAAUUCAUGAAGACCUACAAGAAAACUAGUAGUGGAAGCGCUACACCUAGCAGUGGGGGCAGCAAGCCAAACACGGCCUCAUCAGGACGCUCCAAAGAUUCCAGUAGCUCAAAGAAGAGGAACUCAGAUGAUGAUGAGGAUGAGGGUGCAAGUAAGCCCAAAAAGAAGAAAGAAGAUGAAAUUCUUGUUGCACGUGGCUUUGAGAGAGGACUUGAGCCAGAGAAGAUCAUCGGAGCAACCGACUCGUGUGGAGAUCUAAUGUUCCUUAUGAAAUGGAAAGAUUCUGAUGAGGCAGAUCUUGUGCUUGCAAAGGAGGCCAAUCAUAAGUGCCCUCAGAUUGUCAUAGCCUUCUAUGAGGAACGUCUCACCUGGCACGAAGACAGUGACAAGAAGGAGAAAGAUGCUGUCAGUGCGUGAGUGCAUCACCUCAGGAGGAAACUCCAUUGCAGGGAAAACCUUGAGUCAGACAUUUUUUUUCUUCUCUCUGUUUCUCUCUCUCUUUUUUUUUUUUCUACACCCAAAACUAUCAUCCCUCACCUCUGCCAUGUCUAAAAAUGACACAAAAAAUGUGGACAUGGUUUGUGUUUUUUUUUCUCCUCCAUUCAUUCCUUAUUGGAGCACAGUGGCCUAGACGCCUGAGAAGGAUCCAUCAAAUAAAGAAGCCGUAAUGGCAGUGGGUGAUAUGCUACUGGGGAAUGUUUCUACUGUUUUUUUUUUUUUUUUUUUUCUUUUCUUUGUAUUAUUGACCUUUUGAACAUCUUAACAGACAUAUUUUAGUGCUUACAGGAUAUUAUAUCGGAAAGGAAUUUACAAAAAAUUAAAUUAGGUCUGUUCUGUUAAAAUUCAGUGUUAAGUCGGAUUCAGUACAAGCUGUUUUAACUGUUAAACUCCCAUCCUAAAAUCGUUACGAACGUUGCACCCUAUUCCUACUAUAGCACAGAGGCUAAGGCAACAGUAUUGAUAUCCAGGAAGCAACCACCACAGCAUUCUCCUGAUUGCGUAAUCGCUUCCUUUUUAAAAAGUUUUUAUCUUCUAGAUUCCCCCCCCCUCACUUUAUGUCUGUCAGGAUAUCUGUAAAAUUCAAAAUCUUACAGAAGACAAGAUGGCUAUUUUUACAUUAUGUAGUGAUGUUUUUUUUUUUUUUUCUUUUUUUGUAAUGUUUGUUUCUAACUUUGAAUGUGAUGUUUUUAAUUUCUUUACACAAUCACCAGUUAAAGGAAAGGACAAUAAAAUAUGCUUUGCUCAUCUUUGUACUUUUUCAUUUUAACUGAAGUGUUUGAAGUGUUACAAUUUUCAUGGGUUUGACAAUCUUCAUUGUAUCCACAUGUGAUGAAGCCAGCAUUCACAGCAGUUAUUGGGACUUGCCACCUUGUGGUGGCAAACGGUAAACCACCUUGACUCUAACCAGUCUUAAAGCCCUGUUUCCAUUGAGGAUUCGGUACAAGCCAGUACAGUUCAGAAGUUUUAGAAUGGUCCCGCCAAUCCAGACAAGAGUUCUCACUGCAAGUCGGACCGCCACUGGGCAUGCGGGGCUUAGACCAAAUUCCUAGCAUGGCGUCAUACUAGUGUGAUGCCAACAGACGUGACGCUACAAGCAACAAUGGCCAAUCAAUGGGUUUUAUUGUUAGAUGCUAGUAGCUCCGCCUUAACCAAACUGUAGCAACUGUAACAGAAGGUGGUACAUACAUGGUGCGGUAUGGUUCGGCUGUACAGGCCCCUUUUAUAACGGAAACGCACAAAAUGGCAUAACUGGCUGCUCAGUGGAAAUGGGGCUUUAGGCAGCCCUGCAGUUUUAGUUAUCAUUUCUUUGUGAGUUAACUUUUUGUAAAAGAAAUCAUUAAACAGAAAAAUCUACUUGCAUGCCAGAGCAUUUGUUCUCAAUAUUAAUGUUUCACCCAGGUUCUAAUUGAAUAAGUCAUCUUUUGUGAUCAUUUCAAAACUUACGGGACCCGCAGUCAAUUUUUAAAUGCAAAAUAAAUGUUAGUUUUGUAGUUUGACCUGUUGUGCUCCAGCAUGGACUAUUUGGACCAAAUCUUCAGUGUAUACAGACUGAUUCUUCAGCGUUUCAGCUGGGAGGGUGCUUUAUGAAUAAAGGCUGAUCUUCUCUCCUUAGAUGCAUACAGUCCAUAAAGUGUGCUCCUUGAUAUCAGUUAUAAUUUUGGUGUCAUUUCCUUUCAUUAAAAAUGCUUUCUCCCUUAUUUUUGCUAGUGCCGAAUUUUUAAAAAGUAGACUAUUUCUUGUGUGAAAGAAAUGUUUCAAGUAUGUGUACAGUAGCACCCUUUAAUAAACAUUUUCAAUGUUAAAGUUGUCAGUUGGCUUUUGUUUCAGAGGUUUAAUCAGAUGUUUUUCCCCGGAUAGUGGUUUUUAAUCUCAAUGGGGCUUUCCUGGUUAAAUAAAGGUUAAAUAAAAAAUAAAAGGCAUGAAAUGUCAAAUCCACACAAGCAGCUGAUGGUAAAGUAAAGUAAACUGAACUGAAAGAAGUUUAAGAGAUGGAACUGCUUCACUAGUUUGUGAAUUUAGAAGGAAAAACACAAGUCAAUCAUUGUAUGUUUUUGUUUGAGAUUUUUUUUACACGUUUGAUUACUACUGACUGCUAUUGCCCAGCAGAUGGUGCUCUUACUUCAUGACACUGAAGCAAGGUCCAUUUUUAUGCCUGCCAAAGUACUGUGUCCAAAGUUGGGUUUCUCAUUGUUGAAAUUCAUCAGUUUGAGUUUUGUUGUAUUGGCAUAAUUUUGAUAAACAAGGAUUAACGUUCUGUUAAGUAUCUCACUUACACUGUCUGUAUUUAGAAUAAAUGUAAACUUGUAGGUUUUUUUUAAGUAACAAAAAUAAAAAAAAGAAUAAAGUUGGGCUUUUUCCAUUA
Melanotaenia boesemani (Boeseman's rainbowfish) is the source of this 3249-nucleotide messenger RNA. It is a transcript of the gene cbx5, whose product is annotated as chromobox homolog 5 (HP1 alpha homolog, Drosophila). Bases 201 to 803 code for a protein of 200 amino acids. Gene Ontology annotation, molecular function: chromatin binding. The record is from RefSeq and is a predicted model, not a curated record. The transcript is spliced from 5 exons. Gene Ontology annotation, cellular component: nucleus; pericentric heterochromatin. Gene Ontology annotation, biological process: chromatin organization; negative regulation of transcription by RNA polymerase II. NCBI's taxonomy places the organism in Eukaryota, Metazoa, Chordata, Actinopteri, Atheriniformes, Melanotaeniidae.